ACCAUCAUGUCCUUAUGAAAAUAAUUCUCCAAUCAACGGUCGACCGACGGAAAAUUCUCCGAAUCACUCUCCGAGCGAUCGGGGCAGCAUAAAAAGCUCUGCUUCAAGCGUUCUUAUUUUCGUUGACCCUGAAACGUCAAUUGUGCAGGAGCAAAUAAUUGGUGACAGAGCAAAAGUUCUAAUAAAAUGGGCAAAUGGAAAAGAAAACUUGAUAACUUUUGUUAUACCUGCAGAACCGUGUACUGUUCAGGAUCUUCUUAAUGAGGCACAAAUCUCAUCGCUUCAAAAUCCUUGUGUGAUGUUACAAACAGAUCAUACAAUUGCACAUUAUGUCGUUAAUGUAGGAUAUGAUUCGCAUUAUGCUAAAGACAACGUUUUUACAAUGGAUACAAUAGAUGACAAUGAAACGAUCACAAUCUAUCCCCCACUGCCAGCCGCCGGCGGAUUCCAAAUAAAGAGAUGUCAUUUAAAUUGUUUAGAAGAAGGAAAAUAUCUAAAUGAUAUUAUACUAGAUUUCUAUCUAACGUACUUUUUGUGCGAAAUGAUAUCCUCUUCAGACAGAAACAGAACUCAUUUAUUUAGUUCUUUCUUUUUUAAAAAAAUUGCAAGUGCACAGAAUAAGAAUAAUAUUCCAACAAAAAAAAUAUAUGAAAGUGUACAAAAGUGGACGAAGAACGUAAAUCUUUUUGAGAAAGAUUUUAUUAUCGUUCCGAUCAACGAAAGGCAAAUAUUCAUUACUAUACAUCAUUACUAA
Nasonia vitripennis (jewel wasp) is the source of this 754-nucleotide messenger RNA. Its product is annotated as sentrin-specific protease 6-like. The record is from RefSeq and is a predicted model, not a curated record. The transcript is spliced from 3 exons. Gene Ontology annotation, molecular function: SUMO-specific endopeptidase activity. Gene Ontology annotation, cellular component: nucleus; cytoplasm. NCBI's taxonomy places the organism in Eukaryota, Metazoa, Arthropoda, Insecta, Hymenoptera, Pteromalidae. Bases 299 to 754 code for a protein of 151 amino acids. Gene Ontology annotation, biological process: protein desumoylation.